Messenger RNA from Soboliphyme baturini, 591 nucleotides. The record is from the annotation of a GenBank genome assembly. Lineage: Eukaryota; Metazoa; Nematoda; Enoplea; Dioctophymatida; Soboliphymatidae.
AUGAAGCCAUGUGACAUACUGACGUUCUGUGAGCUGUUGGGUCGCUUGAAGCAUCUGCCGCGAACCGGCUGGGUGAACAACGGCGUCGAACAUCCAGAGACCGUGUCUGGUCACAUGUACCGUAUGGCCAUGCUGUCGCUUCUGCUCGGCGACAACGACGAUUCCGGUUCGAGGACGACGCUGGACAAGACAAAGUGUAUGAUGAUGUCCCUGGUGCACGACCUGGCUGAGAGCAUUGUCGGCGACAUCACGCCGAUGUGUGGCGUCAGUCACGAAGAGAAGCUGAAAAGAGAAGAGCAGGCUCUACAGCGAAUCAUACUGCUGUUGCCCAAUGAAGUCGGCAGGACCAUGUUUGACCUGUGGAAGGAGUUCGAAGAAUGUUCUACGGCUGAAGCGAAGGCCGUUAAAGAUCUGGACAAAUUCGACAUGAUCAUGCAGGCGUUCGAAUACGAACGAACUCUUAACCGUCCAAACUUCCUUCAACCAUUUUUCACGUCAACCCAAGGCACCUUCCAAAACCCGACCGUUCUGCAGUGGGUCGCCGAAUUGGAGAAACGUCGAAGCGGUUGCGAGCAAGAAGGACCUAACUAA